AUGAUCGAUAUCAACCUGAUUAGAGACCCGAAGACUCGCAAGGAGGUUAUUGAAAGCGAAAAGAAACGAUUUCGAGACGGAACGUCUGUCGAAAAGGCCUAUGAGCUGGACAGGAAGAGGAUAGAGACGGCAUUCAAGCUUGACCAGAUCAAUGCACGAGUUAACCAAUUAAACCGAGAGGUGAAGCUUGGAUAUAAGGAAGGAAAGAAGAAAGAGGACGAGGAGUUGGCUGAGAAGAUCACUGAGAUAAAAAACCUUCAUGACGACGCAAAGAGACUUAAAGAGGAGGCAGGAGCAGCCGAGGAGGAGCUGAACAGGGUUAUGAAGGGAAUAGGGAAUAUUAUUUCGAAGGAGGUUGUGGUCAGCAAUGACGAGAAAGACAACCCGAUAGUAAGGUCCUAUAGAAGUGGGAGGAGUAUACAGAAGAACCCACAGCCUUUUUCGGCACUGAUGAAGGACUUCACGCACUCGGCUGCGGGAGCAAAGGUGAUAGGGCACCGGGGAUACUAUCUAUCUGGAAAGAUGGCUAGACUAGCCCAGGCCCUUACAAGAUAUGCUAUUGACUUUCUUGAAAACAAGGGCUACACCUACAUUCAGACGCCUGUGAUGCUGAGAAGAGAUGUGAUGGCAAAAACAUCGCAGCUGAGCGAUUUUGACGAGCAGCUGUAUAAGGUUGAAGAUGAUCUGUAUCUGAUAGCGACGUCUGAGCAGGCACUUGCAGCAUUGUACAUGGAUGAAAGAAUGACUCCACAGGAGGUUCCGAAGAAGUUCUGUGGACAAUCUCUGUGCUUUAGAAAGGAGGCCGGGGCACAUGGAAAGGAUAAUGCGGGUCUGUUCAGGGUUCACCAGUUUGAGAAGAUCGAGCAGUUUGUGAUAUGCGAGCCUUCUGAGUCCCAGAGGCACCACGAAGAGAUGAUAAGGAUAUGCGAGGAGUUUUAUCAGUCACUGGACAUAAGCUAUAAUGUUGUAAGUAUUGUGUCUGGAGAGCUUAACGAUGCGGCGGCCAUAAAGUAUGAUCUUGAGGCAUACUUCCCAAAUGCUGAGAAGUAUAGAGAAUUAGUUUCUUGCUCGAAUUGUACGGACUACCAGUCAAGAGAGCUUGAGAUAAGAUACGGGAUUGUUAAAGAGAACAACCGGAAGGUUUAUGUGCACCUGUUGAAUGGAACCAUGUGUGCCAUCCAGCGGGCAUUGUGUUGCAUCGUGGAAAACUACCAGAGGGAAAAUGGAAUCGAUGUUCCGGAUGUCUUGCAAGGAUAUUUUGGAGGGGACUUUAUCGAGCUAAGCUCCUAG
This is a messenger RNA of Encephalitozoon hellem ATCC 50504, 1290 nucleotides long. RefSeq names its product seryl-tRNA synthetase. Gene Ontology annotation, molecular function: serine-tRNA ligase activity; tRNA binding; ATP binding. Bases 1 to 1290 code for a protein of 429 amino acids. The record is from RefSeq and is a predicted model, not a curated record. Gene Ontology annotation, biological process: seryl-tRNA aminoacylation. Lineage: Eukaryota; Fungi; Microsporidia; Unikaryonidae. The transcript has a single exon. Gene Ontology annotation, cellular component: cytosol.